CAAGAAGUCAACAACAAUGGAAUCAUUGGCAGCAGCAGGCAGAGGAGGUAUGUUGUCCCUCCAAUUAUUCCAAAUCCAACCGUCAAUAACUCCCCGCUCAUUUCAAACCCCCUUCUUCCCCAAACCCAGAAAACUAACAAUCAAAUCCCACAAUCCAAACAACGCCUCAAACCCCCAAACCAAAGAAGAAGGUAUCCCAAUAGACCAAGUGAAAACCCUAGUCAAAUUCAAAUCCCGACACAAUUUCAUUCGAGUCCUCGAAAUCUCCCGUAAAUCCGACCACCCAUUCGCAGGUUCCCGUCUUCUGUUGCUCGACACUCCCGGCAACAUCCACAGCAUUUCCUUUCUGUUAAAACUACUAACCGGGACUUAUUUCGACGUUUUCGCUACAUUCCCACCAAUACUACCCCCAGGCCCAUUAGGAAUACUCGGGUUCGGAGCCGGGUCAGCAGCCAAGUUAAUACUUGAAUUAUACCCACAAGGGGUGAUCCACGGCUGGGAACUCGACCCAUCUGUAAUUCAAGUUGCUAGAGAGUAUUUCGGGCUCUCAAAACUGGAAAGAAAGUACGACGACAGGCUGUUUAUAUACAUCGGAAACGCGUUGAAUGCGAGUAUCGAUGAGGGGUUUUCCGGGUUGUUGGUUGAUUUGUUUAGUAACGGGUGUGUGAUACCGGAGCUCCAGGAUCCGGAAACGUGGAUGAAAAUGAAAAACAAGUUGAAGCGAGGGGGGCGGAUAAUGGUGAAUGUGGGAGGGAGUUGUGUGGAAGCCGAAGAUGUUAGGAAAGAUGGAAAAGUGGUAAUGGAAGAAACUCUGAAGGCAAUGGAGAAAGUGUUUGAACAAGGGGAAGUGUGUGUCUUGAAUGUUGGAAGAAGAAAAGAAGAUAGCUCAAUUGCCAUGACUGGUGGACUGCCUCCUAAUCUGGACUUGUGGAAGCAGAAUUUGCCUAAAUCUUUGAGGUUUUAUGUUGAUAUGUGGAAAGUUCAUGAUUUUUGCUAGACUUAGAAAAAUGUUUUUUUUUUUCUUUCAUUGGUGUAUGGUGACAUUUUGUAUGCAUGUAACCUGUUUGAUGAAUUGCGUCACUACUCAAUAUAGUGGAUUUAACAUUUCAAAUUUUCAACUA
Molecule: messenger RNA, 1121 nt
Organism: Erigeron canadensis
Lineage: Eukaryota; Viridiplantae; Streptophyta; Magnoliopsida; Asterales; Asteraceae
Exons: 1
Coding region: 17-997 (326 amino acids)
Biological process (GO): polyamine biosynthetic process
Molecular function (GO): thermospermine synthase activity
Source: RefSeq, a predicted model, not a curated record